Molecule: messenger RNA, 3660 nt
Organism: Anopheles nili
Lineage: Eukaryota; Metazoa; Arthropoda; Insecta; Diptera; Culicidae
Product: putative epidermal cell surface receptor
Exons: 2
Coding region: 1-3660 (1219 amino acids)
Biological process (GO): DNA integration
Molecular function (GO): nucleic acid binding; protein binding
Source: RefSeq, a predicted model, not a curated record
AUGGAGAUCGAGCAUCUUCGGGAGCGAAACCGCUUGAUCCAAUCCUUCGAAGCAACGGAUCACCAGAGAAGGACUCACCCGCCAUCACGUACCAACGCCACCGUGGACAAGGGUUGCGACGAACGGUGCCACUGCGAGGAGGACGGCAAAUGGCGCUGCGAGGCCCGUUGCGGCCGGCCAUUCGUGAAACGCGGCAAAACGGCUCUGGCAGCCGGUUGCUACGAGAAUCCCUCCAAAACGGACGAGUGCUGUGCCACGCUAAUCUGCCCUUCAGAGCGGUUCACCGAUGGACGUGUCGAACCGACGCCCGUCUCGGAGGAACCGACCACCGCCAAGGCGAUCGUGACGAGCUGCAUCUACAAGAACCGCUCGUACGACAUCAACGAACGGAUGGAGAUCGGUUGCGAGCAGAUCUGUACCUGCAACAGCGAUGGUGAGAUGGAGUGUGCUCCACGCUGUGCUCCACUUAACUCGACCCGCCCAGAACAGUGCGUCGUCCUGCCUGACCCACACGAUCCUUGCUGUAAGCGCGAGUUCUGCGAUGUCACGCUGGACGACCACGAGCAGAGCAGCGGUGUGAUGAUGAUGAUGGCACCGGCUUCAUCUUCAUCGUCACCUUCGACGACGGUGGUGCCGGAACGGGAUGGAAAAACACCCGGACCGGAAGCUGACCACCGGUCCACCGGAUGUGAGUUCAAAGGCCGCACGUACCAGCUGAAUGAUCAGUUCCACGACGAGUGCAACGCGCUGUGUCUGUGUACGGAGGCUGGUGUGCACUGUGCCAAGAUCGAGUGCCCGUCUGAGUUUGGGUUGGACGUGCUGGAUCCGCACUGCCUCAAGUGGGGUCCGGAUCCGGCCACAUUCCGUGCGAUCGCACCCCGCUGUUGCCCGGAGCGGAUGCGUUGCAUCGACAAUGGGACGUGCGAGUAUAAGGGUCAGUUCUUCGAUAACUGGUCGGAUAUACCGAGCAAUUUGACGGGUUGCGAGCAGCACUGUUACUGUGAUACCGGCAUCGUCGAAUGUCGACCGGCGUGUCCUGCCGUGCCAGCGACGCCACCUUCUCAUCUACCGUGUAGCCCACGGAACGCCCGGUUGAUGCCGAUUCCGGGUGAAGAAUGCUGCCAGCACUGGACUUGCAGUGUCAACACCGAUAACGGUCUGGCCAGCGGCAGCGACGUGUUGAAGCCGCUGCUUAUGCCGGGCACGAUCGGGCAAUUCCUGCCAACGAAACCGCCUCGCACGGACGCGAAACCCCCACCGGACGCGCCCGGGAAGGAACCGACGCCCUUCUACCCGACGGUGGACGGAAAACCACCGAAGGUACCGCAGGACAAACCCCACAAAAAGUACACCAAGGAGGACGCCGGUAAGAAGGAUCACUUCAACAACAUCUUCGGUGGCGCCCAACCUGAGGAGCCCGAGCUGGACGAUGGCAAGUACGAUUACGGCAGCUACGAGGACGCGAUGAAACCGGCCACGCUCGGUGUGCAACGUCCCGGUCCGCCCGGGUACUAUGGGCCGGAAAUCAAGCCCCACUACGGUGCUGAUUUUCACCUGUAUCUGCACCCGGCUUCGGCAGGCGUCCAACCGGCCGGACAACCCGUUCCGACGGCACCCGGUCAGCCGGGACUACAUCCUGGCCAGCAUCAGGCGAGUGCGCUCGAUAAGCAGCUGUUGAACGUGCUGGGACCAAACGGACCGGGUAGUUUACCGCCCAACAUCCGCAUCGAGCAGCUGCUGCAGCACAUCCACGGACAGGAUCCGAAUCUGCCACCGCAAGGACCUCCAUUGUUGCAUGGCCAGAGCCUCCCGAAUGGGCCGCCCUUUGGGCCGGUUGGAUCGCAACCAUCGACGGGCAACGGCAUCAACUACAACCAGUACGGUGCCGGCACACCCGCUGGUGGGCUAGCGUUCUCCGGACUGCAAGUCGACCUGAAAGUGCUCGCCCUGGACGCGAUCGAUGCGAACACUGUGCGUGUCAUUUUCCUCGUGCCGCAGGUGUACGUGGGACUGCAUGGUCGCGUUGAGCUGCGAUACACGCGCACUCGCAACAACGACACCGCCACAUGGCAAUCGCAGGUGUUCGCACCACCGGACGAUCUGAUCGCGACACCACAGCUCGAGUUCGAGCUGCCAGGACUGAACGCCAACACGGAGUAUCGCGUGAAGAUCACGCUUAUCCUGCGAGACGUCAACUCGCAACCGUCUAGUCAGAUCUACACCGUCCGUACGCCCUCGGAUCGCGUGAUCACGCCACCACCCGCGAUCGGUUCCGGACACUUCCCGCACAUGAGCCACCCAACGAACUUUCUCAAGGAGAUCAUCCAGGAUCCGGAGCUGCGAGCUGCCGAGGUGAACGCGACUUGGGCGAAGAUCGCAUGGCGCAAGCUGGAUGAUGAGGAGCUCGAUUACGUGGACGGUAUACAGCUACGGUACCGUGAGAUCGACAGUGUCGUGUACCAUGCGACCCCACUCAUCCACCGGGCGUUGAGUGAAUACACCGUGGAGGGUUUGCAGCCACAAACGCGUUACGAGGUGGGCAUUUUCUUCAUACCGUUUCCGGGUCACGGUGAAGAGGUGCGGGCUGGUGACAUGCUACCGAUCACCACCGCCGAGCGGAUCGACGUGUACGGAUUCGAGGUGGUGGUGAACGCCAGCAAGAUCAAAGCCACCAGCGUCGAGGUGAGCUGGUUGGGUGUGCCCUACCCUGAGGACAAGUACAUCAAAGGACCGAGCUUUCUAUGGACGGCCAUUCAUCAGCGUGCAUUCACGUACACUGGAAUUGACUAUUUCGGCCCAAUGAACGUAGUAGUUGGACGUCGCCAGGAGAAACGUUGGGGAGUGAUUUUCACUUGCUUGACGACACGAGCAGUACACCUAGAAAUCGCUCACUCACUAACAAGUUCGUCCUGCAUCUUAGCGAUCCGUCGUUUUAUUGCUAGACGAGGAGUUCCGCGCGAAAUCAUCAGCGAUAGAGGGACAAAUUUCGUAGGCUCAUCGAGAGAGUUGAGGGAAGCCCGGAGGAAUGUUGAUGAGGAUAAGUUGAUUGCCGAGUUUACUAGUCCUGAGUUGAAGUGGAGCUUCAACCCGCCAGCGGCUCCACAUUUUGGAGGGUGUUGGGAACGCCUCGUUCAGUCGGUGAAAAAAGUACUUAGUCAGUUCGAGAUGCCGCGUACGCCCAACGACGAAAUAUUGCAAUCUACGCUGGCCGAAAUAGAAAUGAUAGUGAACUCAAGACCCCUGACCUACGUACCUCUGGACGAUGAUUUCGCACCACCCAUAACCCCCAACCAACUGCUUUUGGGUAGUUCUAACGGUAGCAAGCCGCCCGCGUCACUUGAUGAUACAGCAGGGGCCAUAAAAUCCUCAUGGAAAGCGUCGCAGCGCAACGCGGAUCUUUUUUGGCGAAAAUGGGUAGCCGAGUACCUUCCGACGUUGACACGCAGAACCAAGUGGUUUCAUCUGGCUCGUCCUAUAGAGGAAGGUGAAAUAGUUUUGAUAGCAGACAACAACAUGCCCAGAAAUUGCUGGCCUAAGGGAAGAGUAGUGGCUGUCGUCAGAGCCGCCGACGGACAGGUAAGGCGAGCAACUGUGCAGACCGCUAGCGGAUUGAUGGAACGACCUGCAACAAAAAUAGCGGUGUUGGAAGUACGGAAGUAG